Molecule: messenger RNA, 1812 nt
Organism: Penicillium canariense
Lineage: Eukaryota; Fungi; Ascomycota; Eurotiomycetes; Eurotiales; Aspergillaceae
Gene: eng2
Product: putative GPI anchored endo-1,3(4)-beta-glucanase
Exons: 1
Coding region: 1-1812 (603 amino acids)
Biological process (GO): glucan catabolic process
Molecular function (GO): hydrolase activity, hydrolyzing O-glycosyl compounds
Source: RefSeq, a predicted model, not a curated record
AUGGUUUCCUCGUCCCUGUCCCUUAGCGCUGGCUCGCUUUUCCUUGCUCUGUUGGCCUCGUCAGCGGCGGCGGCUUCCGAGAGCUACCAGCUGGUGGAAAACUGGCAUGGGGAGAGUUUCCUGGAUUACUUCAACUUCCACACCGGUACCGAUCCCACCAAUGGCUUCGUUACAUAUCUCGACAAAAGCAGUGCCGAGAGCGCAGGCCUGGUAAAGGUCAACGACGGCGGCAGUGUUUACAUCGGUGUUGACCACACGACCACACUCUCCCCCAGUGGCAAGGGCCGUGACUCCGUGCGCAUCGGCAGCAAGAAGUAUUACGACCAAUCCCUUGUCAUUGCUGACAUUGCCCACAUGCCGGGAAGUAUCUGUGGUAGCUGGCCUGCCUUUUGGUCGGUGGGUCAGAACUGGCCGUCGGACGGUGAAAUUGAUAUCAUCGAGGGCGUCAACUUGCAGGACCACAACGAGAUCGUGAUGCAUACUGCUGGCACAUGCAGCAUUACGGACACAGGUAUGACCGGUGCUGUCAAUGCCACUGGUUGUGGUGAAGAUCUGGGCACCGUGGGUUGUGUUAUCGAGGGCGACCAGGGUAGCUACGGCACUUUGUUCAACAAGCAAGGUGGUGGUGUUUAUGCUAUGCAGUGGACUGAACAGUUCCUCAAGAUUUGGUUUUUCCCUCGCUCUUCCAUUCCAGCUUCCAUUACCAAGGGUGUGCCCGAUGUUUCCCAGUUCGGUACUCCCAUGGCUCUUGUUGAGGAAGGUUGCGAUGUCGCGAACAGCUUUAAGGCUCAAUCAUUCAUAUUCGACGUUACCUUCUGCGGUGACUGGGCCGGUGGUGUCUUCGGCCAGUCUGGGUGCCCAAUGUCCAGCUCGGAUUCCUCACAGAGCUGCAUCAACUACGUCGCCAAGAAUCCUACUGUAUUCGAGCAGACCUACUGGGAGAUUAACUCCGUCAAGAUUUACCAGACCGGCGUGGAGAGUAGGACGGUUGCCUCUACUUCGCACUCCGCCACUCACACCCCUGCUACUCAAGCUGUGACCGUGGCCUCUGCUACCCAGGCUACCCAGGCUACCCAGGCUUCCGCUGUUGUGGCGGAGACUCCCGCCAGCCAAGGCUGGAACACUGUCUCUGCUGCUUCUGCCGCGACCGAAGCCAGCAACACGGCUGGUUCCGUGGGCGAACUUGGCGAUGGUGGCUCCUCCGCUACUGCUCAGACCACGAAGAGCUCUACUACCCGAUACGUCACGAAGUUUGUUACUUCAACUACCACUCUUUGCCCUGUCGCCGAAGCCUCCGCGUCUUCUGCGGCAGUUGCUGAGAGUCAGUCUUCCGUCCCAAGCUUGAACGCUGCGAACAUCCCUGCUACUGCGCAAACCGUCUACCCCGAACCAUCGGCCACGACGAAGUCCAUCAAAGACAUCCAAACUCUGCCUGUCGCCCAAGUCCCGGCCGUUUCGAGCCCAGCUGCCGUUCCUACCUCGGAGAUUGUGAACAGCCAGGCAUCCAGCCAACCCGCGGGUGCAGAAGCUGCUUCCAGCAGUGUGCUUCAGAGUGCUUCUGUGUGCGACCGUCCUCUGCCGACAAUCAUUCCCGCCCCAGGCAUUAACCUGGGCUCGGGCAUGCCCACCCCGAAUGCCUCGCAAACAAAGCCCGUUUCCCCCAUCGCCACCGGUUCGUCCGCCGCCUCAGGCAGCGUUUUCCAGGGCAGUACCAGCACUGCUGCUAGCCCUGUCUUCACCGGCGCCGCCGACAAGGCAUCUGUGAAGUUCCCAGCAAUCAUUGCUGCAUUUGCGCUCGCGAUGCUGGCUUGA